This is a messenger RNA of Ochlerotatus camptorhynchus, 7216 nucleotides long. Its product is annotated as adenylate cyclase type 6. Gene Ontology annotation, molecular function: adenylate cyclase activity. The record is from RefSeq and is a predicted model, not a curated record. Gene Ontology annotation, cellular component: plasma membrane. Lineage: Eukaryota; Metazoa; Arthropoda; Insecta; Diptera; Culicidae. The transcript has 18 exons. Gene Ontology annotation, biological process: adenylate cyclase-activating G protein-coupled receptor signaling pathway; cAMP biosynthetic process; intracellular signal transduction. The coding region runs from base 1069 to 5400 and encodes 1443 amino acids.
UCGGCGGGGACGGUGACUAACUGUUUAUGAGAUCGCGCGGGGAUUUCUUCGGCUGCUGCAUUCACAAAACCGCCCGCCCGUCGACAAAGGAUGUAAUCAUACAAGUUGAAACGAGUGCGCCAUCGAAUUUAUUUAUUUACCGAGUUGUAUAGGCAGAUGAAGCCGAAUGUUGAAGAACGCAAAGGAAAAUACUAUAGUCUCUAGUUUAUUCAAGUUCCCCGUUGAAAGUUGGUUUCUGCAGCACCGAGAAUAUAAAUAAAUAAGAGUUGAUGGUAAAUUUUAGAGUAAAUAUUUUCUGUGCAAACUCAGAAUUACCGGCAGUGUGGUAGGCACCCAGUAGAUACCGCCUGCCUGCUGCCAAAGUGUACGGUGUGCGUUUGUGUGUGUGUGCGCGCUUUUCUCGCUAGACGAAUAUUUUAAUUAUUGCGAAAAAGAAGAAAAGAGUAGAACUAGUAGCAGCAUCAGCGAAAUUCCAGUACAUAUUAAGGUCCCCGCCUUUUUCCCUUGGGUGUUCCUACACGUGCUCGGCCGGUCGGUGCGUGUUUCGGUGUGCUUGUCUGUGAGAGUGCUCUAAGCUAAAUCGUUAUCAGUGUUUAGAUUAAGCGUGUAAGUUGAAAAGUGGUGCGCGGAAAAAUCACUAAUGAUUCAAUGUAAUUGCCGCCCGCCGAGCAGUUGCUCGCUGUAAAUAGAUCUUUAUCCAAAGUGUUUGCGUACUGCGGGGCCUGUGAUAGGGUGAGUGUGAGAAUCAACGUAAAAAGUGCUCUGGUUUGUUGGCUCUGGAUAGCCGGUUCUAUACAAUCAGUGCUAUCAACGACGGUGUGUUCGGUAAUUGGAGAUCAAGAUAAUUCGGGAAGCGGCGCGGCAAUUGCGACGAGGACAGUUUCUGCGGUCAAGGUGAUCGGGAGAGCAGUAGAAGAGAAGGAAAACCUCACAACUGAACCCCUUUCCAGAGUCCAGCCCCGAUACCAGCCGACCGCUUAGGAAAUACAUCUACGAGAACCUCCCGACAGCCCCUGGUUCCCCUCCUGCUCCACCCCCACCGACGACUGUCCCAGUGAGCGAAAAGCCAUGACAUCACCCCUGCCACUGUUGCGCUCGUUCUCGACCGAAAACCAGAACCGAGACUGGUGCAAGCGAUUCUCGCUGCGAGUCAACCGGAAGGCCACCGCCGAUGGAAAGCUGGACUUUGCCAACCUGCGCAAAAAUAAGUUUGCCCGCCGCUGCUCGUCCUUGCGGCAACAGGCGACCGAGCAGACGACAUCGACCGUGACACUGGAGCUGGAAAGCGCCUCGGCGGCCCAAUCGAUGACCAUCCACGAGCAGAACACCAGCUCCCCAAAGAAGCCCAAGUGGGAGGUGAUUGAGCACUUCAAGAGCACCGGACGCGGCCAGGAAUCGAUCAGCAGCAGUCUGAUUGCGGCCGGAGUGACAGCAUUCAACCUAGAUGAUACCACGUCCAACUACUCCGGAACGGCGUCGAUCCGGAAGAAGAGCUUCCAGGUCUACGGAGCUGCUGCGCCGGACGAACUCGAGCCGCUGAACAAUGGCAACCACAGCAAUGGAGCCGGCAGCAGCGUGGAGGGAGUUUGCGACACCUCGCGCUGCUGGAAUCACGUCAAAUGCCUAUUCAAUGGCAUCAUCUGUUCGCAUAAAUUUAAGAAUGUUCAGGUGGAGAUGCUGUAUCAGCGUUACUUUCUCCGGAUGAACCAGAACAAUGCGGUGCACAUCGUAUGGCUACUCCUAGGAUUAAUCUUCAUCUUAGCGUUAAUACAUCUCGUGUUCACCUUUAUCCUGCAGCAGUCGCUGGACAGUUGCCCCGGUUACGCCAUCGAUCCACUAGAUGGCUGGAAUUUGUCAUCAUCAUCGCCAUCGACGUCGACGACAUCAUCAUCAUCGUCAUCAGCGGCAGCAUCGUCCUUGGGAUUAUCACCUACGGCAGAGCGGUUUCCGCUUGGUCUCCUAACGGGAGCCGUAUUCAACGAGUCAUUUCCCGACAAAGACAGCAGCAGUUAUGCCACCGGCGACGAUAAUAGGUUCAAUGUGAGUGACUCCGGUGGAGGUGGGGAAAGCAGAAGUACAAGGACAGCGCCGUCGGUUGCAGUGAGUGAAAGUGGGAUCAGUGAAAGGGUUGGGAGAAAAGUUCGAGCAAGUGAAAGUUUCUGGAGCAAAUUGCUUCCUGCUGCCGUUGGAAGUGCUGCUCUCAAAGGUGCCGGCCAUAAUGAUAAUGUUAACUCUGGUGUGAUUAAUCAUUCGAUCGGCCGGUUGUGGAAGGAACGAAGGAGCCAUUCCGGCAGUGAUAACGAUGGCAAUCAGGUGGAAAGCAGUAAGAGGCAGGAAGAGCUGAAAAAUUAUCCCCGGCAAGGUGACGGCAAAGGAAGGAAAGGACCAAGCUCCAUUAAUGGCCACCAUAACGGCGGUGAUAACGACGUUAUCAACGCAGUCUACGACGACACCGAGCUAUACGUCGAGGAGGACAAUAACGACACCGUCAUCAACGUCGCCACCCCAGCGGUUCCGGAAUUUGAUUUGACUUUCGAAAACCACUCGACGACGACGGCUUCGGAGGUGCUGGUGGACGAGGGGCUCGCACUGUGCAGCCGGGACUACUUCACCCUUCUCAAGGACAACAUGACCCAGCUGAUCGUGAUCGGCGUGUGUGCCGUCGUGUACGCCCUGCUGCUGGCCUGCCUGUACAAGCAGCGCAUCAACGAAAUCUACCUAUUUCAGGUGUCGUACGUCGUGAUGGUGACGCUGCUGGCGCUGGACGUCUGCUUCAGCUUUACCACCUCCGCCAAGAAAUUCACAUCGUCCGGCGGGUGCACCGUGAUUGCCAUCUACAUCAUCUACACCAUGCUGCCCAUCCGGCUGCGGGAGGCGAUCGUCGGCGGGACGCUGCUAUCCCUGUCGCACAUACUGCUGACGUUCUACAUGAACGAAUCCGACGACGACCGAGAGGUGCUCUACUCGGACCUCAUCACGCUGGCCUGUACCAACGCAACCGGCAUCCUGCUGCACUGGCCCAAGGAGAAAUCCCAGCGGAACGCCUUCAUGGAAACGCGCCAAUGUGUGGAGGCCCGCCUGCGGAUUCAACGGGAGAACCAGAAGCAGGAGCAACUGCUUCUGUCGGUUCUUCCCCGACACGUGGCGAUGGAAAUGAAGAACGACAUUGCCGGUCAACCACGGGAGGAAGCGCAAUUCCACAAGAUCUACAUCCAACGGCACGAGAACGUCAGUAUUCUGUUUGCGGACAUCUGUGGCUUCACGAGCUUAUCGGACCAAUGCACGGCGGAGGAGUUGGUGCGGCUGUUGAACGAGCUGUUUGCUCGGUUCGAUCGGCUGGCUCAGGAGCAUCACUGUUUGAGAAUUAAGCUACUGGGAGAUUGCUACUAUUGCGUGUCUGGGCUACCGGAAGCUAGACCGGAUCAUGCAAUUUGCUCGGUGGAGAUGGGGCUGGAUAUGAUCGAUGCCAUCGCCCUGGUACGGGAAGUGAUGGCAGUCAAUGUCAACAUGAGAGUUGGAAUCCAUACGGGGCGGGUCCACUGCGGAGUGCUGGGAUCGAGGAAAUGGCAGUUUGACGUGUGGUCCAACGAUGUAACGCUGGCGAACUACAUGGAAAGCGGUGGAGUCCCCGGGAGGGUGCACAUUACGAAGGAAACGCUCAAAAGUCUCGGCGAUCACUACGAGGUCGAGGAGGGAAAGGGAGCCGAUCGCAACAAUUACCUGAAAGAUCAUCAAAUCCAAACGUUUCUGAUAGUUCCUAAGGAGUCGUAUCGAGCGCACACCAUGUCCAAACAGUCGUCUUCCGUGAACGGGAACAUUUCCAAGGAGCUCCGGAUGAUGGGCCACUGGUCCAAGAUGGGCUUCAACGACAAGCAGGAACCCAAGAGCACGGAGGAGGAGGUCAACGAGUAUCUGAUCAAGGCGAUCGAUGCGCGUUCGAUCGAUCGGCUCCGGUUGGAUCACUGCAAGCGCUUCCAUCUGACCUUCAUCAAGGACGACAUCGAGCGGAAGUACUGCCGGGAGCCGGACCCGAUGCUGAAUGUGUACUUCUACAGCAGUAUCAUCAUAUUCUUCGGGAUCAUGUCGAUCCAGGUGCUUGUUUUUCCUAUGGACCAGUACUCCUAUUGGGUGUACGGUGUUUUAACUGUGAUGCUUAUGGUUUCCUGUGUUCCUGUCUUCUCCAGAGAAGAUACGAAAAUUUCCAACUUCUUCCGGGUGAUUUCGCAAAAGAUCCAUGGCCGUCGAGAGAUAGCCCAAGUGAUAUCGUUAUGCGUUGUCGUUACUGUGAUAUGUUUGUCUUACUAUAAACUGACUUUCAUCUUCUAUCGAUCUCUAUCGGAUGAAUAUUUUCUGCAGUGGCCUAAUCAGUGUAAUGAAUCGAAAACUUUUAAUAUUCUACUACUACUGACCUUGCUUGCCUUACUAACCUGUGCGGUGCAUCAGUUCAUCAAGAUCCUGUUCAAGAUCAUUCUGUUGUUGGUCAUCCUGAUGUGCUACGUCGCUUCCAUCGUGGUGCUGGCGUUAAUCUACGAUCGGCACUGUGAGCCGUGGUUCCUAACGACGGAGCGCUUCCUAAUCGACGUCGCCUUUCUGGUGGUGUUUGUGAUCGGUCAAAUCAUGAACAGCCAGCAGACGGAGAUAACGCGGCGGUUGGACUUUAUCUGGAAGCUGCAGGCCACCGAGGAGAAGGAGGACAUGGAGCACCUGCAGGCGUACAACCGGAAGCUGCUGGCCAACAUACUGCCGGUGCACGUGGCCGAUCACUUUCUGCGGCGGGAGAAGAACAUCGAGGAAAUCUACCACGAACAGUGCGACAAGGCGUGCGUCAUGUUCGCCUCGAUUCCGAACUUUUCCGAAUUCUACAUCGAACUGGAAGGGAACAACGAAGGGGUGGAGUGCCUGCGGUUGCUCAACGAAAUCAUCGUCGACUUUGACGAACUGCUGGCGCAGGACCGAUUCCGGCACGUGGAGAAGAUCAAAACCACCGGCUCGACGUACAUGGCCGCGUCGGGCCUGACGCUGAACAGCGACGAAGCGGUCGGAUCCGGCCACGUCACGGCCAUGCUGGACUACGCGUUGGAGCUGUUCCAGAAGAUUACCGACGUGAACGAGCAUUCCUUUAAUAAUUUUAGGAUGAGAAUAGGAAUCAACAUAGGGCCGGUGGUGGCGGGAGUUAUUGGCACCCGGAAGCCCCAGUACGACAUCUGGGGCAAUGCGGUGAAUGUUGCCUCGCGUAUGGACUCGACCGGGGUGAUGGACCACAUACAGGUCACGGAGGAUGUGUACGAGAUUGUCAAGGACAAAGGGUACAGUCUGACCUGCAGGGGGACAAUCGACGUCAAGGGGAAGGGAACUAUGGUGACCUAUCUGAUGCCCGGCAUCGUCAAGGAGCUAAACUAGACGAGGGUUGGGAAGUUGUUGAUAAUUAUUACUGCAUAUAGGUUUUCCCAUCGUCGAAAUGGUUUUCAGAUUUUGUUGAAUCGGAACGUACAUUGUAAGACAUAUCAAGAGUAUUAUUUUUAUGGUAGCUGAACAAAAAACCGGUUAGAUGCGAUGUAAUGUUAGUAGCAUGCAAUGUCUGAGUCUAUUAGUAGUUGUAGUUUGGGCAGAAACGUCUGCUUUGUAGAAUAUUUUCGUACUGAAACUUCUUCCUAAGUAGCGAAGGAAAGAUUGCCAUUUCAUGUGUCUGCAGUUGAGGGGUGGAGAGAUCUGUUGGAUGUCAUCAGGACCUCGUGGACUACACAGCCGUAAUGCCUUCCCCUGCACAAGGUAUUUUCUCUUUCAGGUGAACUCAGGACCCUACAUCCCACCUUAAUUCUAAUUUUAAUAUGACACAUAGGGCCUUAUUACGGGUGUCACUACACGGUGAUAAGAAAGUGAUACUCAGAAUAAGAGCCGUGAUUGCCAUACAAAUAAAAUAGGAAUCACUUCACCGUAACGACAAGUGACAAAUUUUCACCGUGAAGUGACAUCCGUAGUAAGCCUCAUAGCCUUCAAACUUCUUUGGUUCCAGACGCCUUCGCUUACCUUUUAGAUCUGAAUUUAAUUCUGGUGCCUCGUAGCUUCGCGUUCUUAUCUCCUGUCCACCGACAGAUAAAUUGUCGUCUUUAGCUUUAGCAGGAUUUACUAACAGUUCCAUGUACAAUUUAACAACUUCAUCGCCUUUUGAAACCUUGCCUGAAGCUGUUGCUUUCAACUGAAUCUCUGCCUUUUUGAAAUGUGUAACAUGUCGUUGAUAUUCAUUUCCGGUUUCCAAUGACUUGACUGUCGCUUCUAAUUCCGUACGCUUGAUUACUUUAAAUCGUUCAGAUGAAAAAUCCGCGUUCAGCUUAUGAUCUUUCCUCAUCCUUUUAGUAUACACGAUAUCGCCCUCCUUUAUCAGGUUGUCGCGUACUUUUCGUUGAUUAUCUGCAUAUUCCUUUCCCUUUUCCUUAAUAAAUUUGUCGGGGUGGCCGAAUGAGUUGUGGAGUAGUAUGCCAACAAAAACUUCCUCAACUCCUAACGCCAAUCCUUGCCUUAUUCCUGCGAUAUGCGUAAACGUUUUAAAAUACUCCUAUUUUGCCGCUCCACUUCCCCGUUUGCUUGUGGCCAAUAGAGAGUCUUGUUGACCAGUUCGAUGUUCAAUUCCUGGCAAAAUUGUUUCAACUCCUUAAAUUCACUGCUUAGCUGUGGCCCAUUAUCAGCCCUCAUAGAGAAUGGGAUCCCAAAUCUGCCAAAAAUCAUUGAUAGCUCUCGUAUUGUAUCCCAAGUAACAAUUUUGGUUUUAUGAGGGUUCUGUAGACCAUGAUUUAGACUUGUAGCAUGCUUUAAACCCACUAUAAAACUAGCAAUGUUACUUGGGUAUCACUCGCAGUGAUUUUAGCCAUCUCAACGACUUCAACAAAGCGGCUGUAAUAGUCCACCACUUCGAAGAGCCAUUGACCUUCUGGUAGAGGCCCUAGAAAAUUUACCGCUAUUUCCUGCCACGGCCUCGUUGGCAUUUGCCUUCUUCUCAUCGGUUCUGGAGCAUCCGGUGCUGACACAAGUAUACAACCUCGACAUUUCUUUACGAAGCCUGCCACCUCUCUGUCCAUUUUGGGCCACCAUACUGAUGAACGAAGUGUAGAUUUCAUCAUAGCACUUGCCCUUCGUGAGCAGUAUUAAGAAUCCGUAAUUUUAGUGACUCGGGAACAACUCUAGAUAGAGCUGGAAUUAGGGCGUAACAGCCUUUGUAAAC